Molecule: messenger RNA, 729 nt
Organism: Fusarium proliferatum ET1
Lineage: Eukaryota; Fungi; Ascomycota; Sordariomycetes; Hypocreales; Nectriaceae
Product: putative ycaC, hydrolase of unknown specificity
Exons: 3
Coding region: 1-729 (242 amino acids)
Source: RefSeq, a predicted model, not a curated record
AUGAAGUUCAGUUCCAUCAUCGCCGCUGGCGUCCUCACUGUUUCUGCUCUUGCUAAGAGCGGUUUCAAGUAUGAGCGUCUUGACAAGAACGAUGCCGUUCUCCUCGUGGUCGAUAUCCAGGAAGGCCUUUACCAGUUGACCAGAGAUUGGGAUCCUACUCUGUACCAUCACCAGUCUAUGGCCCACGCUGCCAUUGGUCAGGCUUUCGACUUGCCUGUUAUCCUGACUACCUCCGCUGAUCAGGGCCCCAAUGGUCCUCUCAUGCGAGAGAUCCGUGAAAUGUACCCCAAGGCCCCUCUCGUCCAGCGCCAAGGCCAAGUCAACGCUUGGGACAGCGAAGAAUUCCGUGAUGCCCUCAAGGCCACCAACAAGUCACAGGUCAUCCUCGCCGGUAUCACCACCGAUGUCUGCACCACCUUCCUCGCUCUCUCCCUCCGUGAAGCCGGUUACUCCGUCUGGGCCAACAUGGAGGCAUCCGGCACUACAACUGCUCUCAUCCGCGACAUUUCCAACGAUCGCAUGCGCGAUGCUGGCGUUCAGGUCGUCAGUCUGUUUUCCAUUAUUUGUGAGCUGAUGCGCGACUGGAGGAACAAGCCUGGUGCCAAGGAGAUCUACCCUUGGCUUGGACAGUACUACCCUGCUGCUGGCUACAUGGCUCGCGGUCAUGCUGCGGCUAUUACCAAUGGAACUAUCCAGCCUGGUGAGGACGGAUACACUCACUACCCUUAG